UUUGAAAAAUCGCUCUAUGACCUGAUCAAGGGUCUUCGGAACCAUAAAGGAGGGGAGGAUGAGUACGUUCAAGCCUGUCUGCGCGAAUGCAAGGCGGAGAUCAAGUUGCAGGACAUAGACAAAAAGGCAACGGCACUCCUGAAGCUUAUCUAUCUAGAGAUGUUUGGAUAUGAUAUGUCAUGGGCAUCGUUUCAUGUCCUCGAAGUCAUGUCAUCCGCGAAGUACCUACAGAAACGAGUAGGAUAUCUUGGAGCCGUUCAAAGUUUCCGACCCGAUACUGAAGUCCUGAUGCUUGCAACGAACAUGCUGAAAAAGGACAUCGUGUCUCCUAAUAUCCUCACUCUAUCACUCCCAUUGGCCACUCUGCCGCACAUCAUUACACCCUCGCUUGCCAUUUCCUUGCUUCCUGAUAUUAUGUCUCGUCUCUCUCAUUCAAGCGCGGUUGUCCGGAAGAAGUCUGUUGUGUGUCUCUACCGGCUCGCCCUGGUUUACCCGGAUGCGCUGAAGCUAGCGUGGCCGAAGAUCAAGGAUCAUCUCAUGGAUGAACAGGAAGAUAGUAGCGUGACCACUGCGGCUAUCAAUGUCGUAUGCGAGCUUGGCUGGAGGCGGCCUCACGACUUUCUUCCUUUGGCUCCCAGAUUCUUUGAACUCCUCGUGGACAGUGGCAAUAAUUGGAUGGCCAUCAAGAUUAUCAAGUUGUUUGCUACCCUAACUCCGCUGGAGCCACGACUAACACGGAAGCUUCUUCGGCCGUUGACAAAUAUAAUUCAAACUACGACGGCAAUGUCCUUGCUUUACGAGUGCAUCAAUGGUAUUAUUCAAGGAGGCAUUCUAGAUGGCGAGGAAAAUGUCCAAGAGCGAGAUGAAGUUGCCGCUCUCUGUAUCGGGAAGCUGCGAGGAAUGAUUGUCAUGGACUCGGAUCCUAAUCUGAAAUAUGUGGCACUCCUGGCGUUGAAUCGCAUCGUGACAACCCAUUCCAUGUUGGUGUCGAUGCAACAAGAUGUUAUUAUGGACUGUCUGGACGAUCUAGAUGUUUCUAUCCGGCUUCAGGCCCUAGAACUUGCCGCUGGGAUGAUUACCAGUGAUACUCUUCAGGCAGUUGUUAACCGUCUUGUUGGUCAGCUUCAACUGACCUCUUCACAAGACGGAAUGGAUCCCACGGCAGAGUCUGAUCCCCACGAAGAGGGCUCUGACGGUUGGAAAGGCCCAAAUAGAGUCACGGAUGCACUCAACAUGCCCAACGACUAUCGAUCAGAGAUUGUUCACCGCAUUUUGGAUAUGUGCUCCCAGAACAAUUAUUCAGACAUCGUGGAUUUCGAGUGGUAUGUCGGCAUUCUGGUUCAGCUGGUUAGACUUCUCCCUCCAUCGGACGUGCACGACAACUGGCCUGAUCCCAUGACAGGAGGUCAGGGGGGCUCAAUUGGUUGGAGAGCGACUGUUGCUUCUCGAAUUGGAUCUGAAAUACGCAAUAUUGCAGUUCGUGUGAAGGGGGUGCGUCCGGAGGCUACCCGGGCGGCAGAAUCUCUGCUGCUUAUUGAUAAUAGAUCGUUACUAUUUCCCGCCUCGUCAAAUGUCGGGGAUGAUGUCUUGGGUCCCAUUGCAUGGGUCGCUGGGGAAUAUGCGGAUCAUCUUCAGUCACCGAGCCGAACUCUUCAGUCUUUGAUUGACCCUUCCACCCUCCCUUUGCCCCCAAAUACAGUUCAGCUGUUUUUACAGGCCAUUCCCAAAGUUUUGAUUCAAGUGAAUCAGUCCUACGAGUCAAAAGAUACGUGGAGGAGUGAAAUCUCCCUUCUCCUAGCGCGGGUUGUUGAUUUUCUCGAAACAUUAGCCGCCCAUCCGGACUUGGACGUCCAAGAGCGAGCGAUUGAGUUUCUGGAAGUUCUUCGUUUAGGGGCCGAGUCACUGCACUCUGAAACCGAGGGUAUUCCAUUUCUUCUAGCUUCUGUCAUCCCAAACCUAUUCACAGGAUUGGAACUCAACCCAGUCGCAGCUAGCGCUCAAAAAAGGGUGGUGUUACCCCCUAAUCUUCAUCUGGAUGAAGCAUUUAACGAUGAUCUACCAGGUCUCUUCCAGAGAUCUGGGGGCUCUCUUGUUGAAACCACCCAGCAACGUGUUUCCCAGCAAUUUUACUAUAUCGCUGAUAUCAGCCCGCCUUUCCACAAGCAGCCUCACGGGCAGCUAGGAGCCGCUGAAAUCCAACUUGACAAUUCCUAUCAGAAUCUCACCGGGUUGGCAGAUCAGCCAGUUACAACAGAUAAGAGAAAGGUCUACCGCCGGGAGCGGUAUCGGGAUGAUCCCUUCUACAUUGCCCCGUUGGAUCCAUCAUCCGGCACACCCACCCCGCACCACGAUGUUCCUUAUGCUUCCAAAAGUGAUGCAUUAGACAUCGAUUCAAUCCCCAUCGUUGAUUUGAAAUUAGAUGAUGAACCGUUGAGGCGAGGGUACCGCGAUCCCUUAGGGAACCGGCGGGUACCUUCUACCAUAAAAAUGGAAGUUGCUGCAGACGAAACAUUUGGGCCCGAAAGCCCAGCGCCUCUUGAUCACUCCUCGAGAGCGGUAGGAGGGGUAAGUCUGAAACGUUCAGUACUACAAGUCGACUCCAGCGGGCUCGGACAUCUUGCAUCUGAAACAAAUGGUGGUCAAAGCCCCAUCCUCGCCCCAGGUGAUGAGGAUAUCGAGAUGAAGAGAGCAAUGCAGGAUGUGGAGCAGGUGCGCCUGCGUAUGCAACGGGCAUCAGAGCGAAUCGAGUUAGAGGGAACACCUGCGGAAGGUACCCUUGUGAAGAGGAAGAAGAAGAAGAAGGAAAAGACGGGCCAGGCUGCUGAUCAGUCUGGGGAAACAAGGAAGAAGAAGAAGAAGAAGAAGGAGGAGGAGGAAGCGCAUGAAUGA
This is a messenger RNA of Penicillium odoratum, 2889 nucleotides long. Its product is annotated as putative AP-3 complex subunit delta. The transcript has 5 exons. NCBI's taxonomy places the organism in Eukaryota, Fungi, Ascomycota, Eurotiomycetes, Eurotiales, Aspergillaceae. Gene Ontology annotation, cellular component: AP-3 adaptor complex; endosome membrane; membrane coat. The record is from RefSeq and is a predicted model, not a curated record. The annotation marks the transcript as partial. Gene Ontology annotation, biological process: protein targeting to vacuole; Golgi to vacuole transport.